This is a messenger RNA of Brassica oleracea var. oleracea, 600 nucleotides long. Its product is annotated as nucleolin 1-like. The transcript has a single exon. The coding region runs from base 1 to 432 and encodes 143 amino acids. NCBI's taxonomy places the organism in Eukaryota, Viridiplantae, Streptophyta, Magnoliopsida, Brassicales, Brassicaceae. The record is from RefSeq and is a predicted model, not a curated record.
AUGUCUGCUAGGUUGGCCAAGGCCAAACGAGCCUGGGAUAGCCCAAUGAUGGUGCUUACAGGAUAUGACACUUCACUUGCUGAUGCUGAUAUCGAGGCCUCCUUGACCAACCAUUUCUCUUCAUGCGGAGAGAUUGUUGGUUUUGAGUUAUACAACUUUAAACAUCUUCCCAUUCAAGAUCGCCAAGCCCACAUUGCUAUCUGGGGAGAAGGUGCAGAAGACAAGGCCCUGGAACUUAAUGGGAGUGACAUGGGAGGAUUCAAACUAGUUGUUGUGUCUUUUAAACAACCCGUGGAAAACAGCCGCCCCCUUCCUGUCGAUGAUGAUUUCCCACGUGGCUACAUGAUCCCAGCUCGGGUUGCCAACCCCAAGAAGACGAGCCGUUACAAGAAGAUGAAGAAGAAGGCCAGCCGUAAGAAGGCUUGGAAGUAGAAAAAGCCCUUUGGUAUUCUUGUUGACAUUCUCGCUCUUGUUCUCACUCACUCUUUGUAUUUCUUUACUUGUGUUUUAUCAUAACACACAAGCACACUCAUACUCUCUUUACUCUCUUACACGUUUGGUUUCUUGUAGAGAGAAGCUUUGGUUGUCUACAUCUUUCUC